This is a messenger RNA of Closterium sp. NIES-65, 1449 nucleotides long. The record is from the annotation of a GenBank genome assembly. NCBI's taxonomy places the organism in Eukaryota, Viridiplantae, Streptophyta, Zygnematophyceae, Desmidiales, Closteriaceae.
AUGACAAGCCUCCCCAUUCCUUUGCCGUCUCAGCAAACCGCUGCGCCGGGUUCUGGUAGUAACGACCCGUCCCCGCCGGACUUCAAUGAGGAGGUCGCCCUAGCGGCAAAGGCGUUAAUGUCGCCCAAUGCUAUGUCGCGGACUGCAAGGAAGAGGCGUCAUACCUCAAGCAAUUCGCGGCUGGAAGCUCACAUUCCCUCUUCCUUGUCCGCCGCUACUCCUCCUUUCCCUCCCUUCUCCCUCCCACUGCAGGUGAGUGGGGGCGGACGGAAAGGCGACGACGUGGAGAAAGGGGGAGGCGCAGACGGAAGCACCUAUUCCUUUCACCGUUCGUCGAUCCUGCGCUGUCCCUCCCUCUCCGUAACCUUCGCAGGUGAUCGGCGGUUGUCGGCAUCGUAUUCGCGUCGAGAAAGGGCAGGGCGCGGCAACCUGCGCUCCCAUUCCCUACGCCGUCUGCCGCUCCUCCUCCUUUCCUCCCUUAUCCCUCCCUCGGCAGGUGAGGGGGGCGGCCUGCGGCGAGUACGGGCAAGGCGCGAGUGGCAGCGCAUCUCCCCGUCUCCAGGCCUGAGGCCCUUGAAUGGGUAUAGGCGGGGAUGGCGGCUUGUCAGGCCGUUCAACCUGCGCCAUGCUCACCAUAUUUACCUUGCUUUCCUUCACUCUACCGACCACCACAUCCACAGCCGACUAGCGGCGGCGGACGGCAAGGUGACGGCGGGGAAGCUCACCUUCAUCUUCUCGUAUCUCUGCCCCUUCUACUCCUUACCUCCCUCCCCCUCCAACAGCCAACAAGCGGCGGCGGUCGGCAAGGGUGAGCGAGUCAAGGGUGGGUUCUCCCUCACGUGGCAUUGUGACGAGAAGGGGAUGCCGUUUGCAACGGUGCAGUUUGAGAUCUUCAUUGCAGCUGCGUACAGUUGGAUCUUGGAUGGCAAGACCGUCAGGGUGUUCCCCUACACCCUGGGUUACGCGCUGUACGGGGCUGAGUAUCCCAUCCUGCAUUACACUAGUGGGAAGAUGGGACUCCCCACGAAGGAUUCACCAAAUGUGCACAACGCCGCGCGCAUGUGCGCCAUCGUGCGCAACUGGCUGCGGACAGCCAUCCUGCAGUGGGCUGGGCAGGAUGAUGGGCCAGUAUGGGUGGCUGACGAAGAGGCAUGGAGGUUUAGCCCCGGCAAGUACUUCAACGUCUUCAUCAAGUACCCACACUUGGAGGAAGUGAGGGGCCUCCCGGAGGAGAUUGUGGGGGAUGAGAAGGAGGACAAGGAUUUUGCAGAUGUUGAUGCAAGCGUGGGAGGCGAGGAGGACGAGGAUGAGGAUAGGGCGAACGAGGGCGAAAAUCUACAUCCGUAUUCGCUGUGUGACACAAAUUCAUCGAGGCAGACACAAUGGGGCUUGGAGGAGAAUUUACCAACUACUGCAUUACCUCAGCUGAGAUCAGAUGGGUACCCUUAG